AUGAUCAGAUCCAUCGAUGCCACUUCCUCCACCAGCACGAUCAAGGAGGAGACGAUGGAGAAGCAAGGCAACGCGUAUGCUCAAUUGUACCUGCGCUUGCUAGCAAAGCUGGGAAGGACGGAUACGAUUCAGCAAGUCCUCGUCCUCGUCACCGAUAUGCUAAAGGAUCACGACGAGAGGAUCGAGCUGUUCAAGCAUGUACCUGCACCCCAAGAGCCCGGUGGUGAAGCCGCCGAAGCGAGCCAUGCGUGGCCAUGGGCGCCCCUCAUCAAGUGAGUGUGCGUGUGUGCGUGUGUGCGUGUGUGCGUGUGUGCGCGUGCGUUUGCUCACUUACUGCUGCGUCCCACGCACCGCCCCCCCCGCGCUUUGGACAGACUGCUGGAUGUGACAGACGACUUUGUGCAGCUCAAGGCGGCUCACAUUCUCACGCUGCUGCUGCUCUCGCCUUCCAAGUCGAGCGCUACCAAACCUCCUCAACACGCCAUCGAGCGUUUGCUGGAUUUCUUGUCCCUUCUGAUCAAUACCGGUGGUGCGUCUGGCGCCGCAGCGUUGCACCCUUCCAGAGCAGGAAACGGCGUGCUCGCUCCGCCCAGCGCCACCACGGGAUAUGCAGAAGGUAAUGGAGCGGAUGUGGCUAUCCAGCUGCUGCAGGCGCUGCUCAGGGAUGGUGCGCUGAGGCAGCAGGUAUGGUCACGGGACGUCGAGCGGCUGGGAGAGGUACCGAGCGCGAGCGCGAGCGCGAGCGCAAGCGACGACGACGGCGGCGGCGCGCCCCAUCAAACUCCAGGCAUCAUUAGCGGUCUGACGAGCAUCCUUCGAGCAACUUUGGUCGGUUCGGGCGAAAAGUCUGGCAGUGCGACGCCGGGAUCCACCUCUUCAUCGAGCAUCUCUGCUCAAACAACCUACCAAGUCAUUUUCAGCUUGUGGUUGCUGACCUUUGCAAAGGACAUUGCCAGCGCUCUCAAUGUCAAAUUUACAGGAACCAUUUCGCUGCUGGUGGAUGUUGCGCGCGGUGCGAACAAGGAAAAAGUGGUGCGCAUCACGUUGGCUACGCUCAGGAACCUUUUGAGCAAGGCAGAGGGAGAAAAUGCCAAGGCGAUGCUCGGUGCAAAGGGUCUCGAUCUCGUUGCGGCGCUCAAGGGUAGGCAGUGGGGAGAUGAAGAGAUCAAGGAGGACUUGGAUGCGAUUGGAGAGGUGCUUGCAGAGAAGCAAAAGGGCAUGAGGUGA
This is a messenger RNA of Ceraceosorus bombacis, 1227 nucleotides long. The record is from the annotation of a GenBank genome assembly. NCBI's taxonomy places the organism in Eukaryota, Fungi, Basidiomycota, Exobasidiomycetes, Ceraceosorales, Ceraceosoraceae.